Molecule: messenger RNA, 2292 nt
Organism: Nyctereutes procyonoides (raccoon dog)
Lineage: Eukaryota; Metazoa; Chordata; Mammalia; Carnivora; Canidae
Gene: KMT5C
Product: lysine methyltransferase 5C
Exons: 9
Coding region: 211-1602 (463 amino acids)
Cellular component (GO): nucleus
Molecular function (GO): histone H4K20 methyltransferase activity; protein binding
Source: RefSeq, a predicted model, not a curated record
CUGGAGCAGGCAGUGGGAGGAGGUGGUGGCGGCUGCGGCUCUGGUGCCUGAGGAGGAGGAGGAGGAGGAGGAAAAGCGGAUGAGACUGGAGACCUUUAAAAGCCUUGCCAAACUCCGCGCAGCUCCUAAGUGGCACUCCUGGGGCACUGCCCCUGCCCCUACCUUGUGCCCUCCACUCCGGGCCAAAGGCAGCAUGGUCCGUGGGGCACCAUGGGACCAGACAGAGUGACAGCCAGAGAGCUGUGUGAGAAUGACGACCUUGCCACCAGCCUGGUCCUGGACCCCUACCUCGGCUUCCGUACCCACAAGAUGAACGUCAGCCCUGUGCCCCCACUGCGGCGACAGCACCACCUGCGCUCAGCGCUGGAGGCCUUCCUGAGGCAGCGGGACCUGGAGGCUGCGUACCGGGCCCUGACGCUGGGAGGCUGGAUGGCCCACUACUUCCAGAGCCGCGGCCCGCGGCAGGAGGCUGCCCUCAAGACCCACAUCUAUCGCUACCUCCGAGCCUUCCUGCCUGAAAGCGGCUUUACCAUCCUGCCCUGUACACGCUAUUCCAUGGAGACAAAUGGAGCCAAGAUUGUGUCUACCAGAGCUUGGAAGAAGAAUGAGAAGCUGGAACUGCUGGUGGGCUGCAUCGCAGAGCUGCGGGAGGCCGACGAGGGGCUGCUGAGAGCUGGCGAAAACGACUUUAGCAUCAUGUACUCCACCCGCAAGCGCAUUGCACAGCUGUGGCUGGGCCCGGCAGCCUUCAUAAACCAUGACUGCAAACCCAAUUGCAAGUUUGUGCCGGCAGAUGGGAAUGCAGCCUGUGUGAAGGUGCUUCGGGACAUUGAGCCAGGGGAUGAGGUGACCUGCUUUUAUGGUGAGGGCUUCUUUGGUGAGAAGAAUGAGCACUGUGAAUGCUACACGUGUGAGAGGAAAGGCGAAGGAGCCUUCCGCCUGCGGCCCAGGGAACCCUUGCCCCCUCGGCCCCUGGACAAGUACGAGCUCCGGGAGACCAAACGGAGGCUGCAGCAAGGCCCAGACCGUAGUUGCCGGCAGGGCCCCCUGGGCCCCAGGGCCUGUGCCCACCUGUCCCCGCUGCACCGGGACCCAUUCUGUGCUGCCUGCCAGCCCCUGCGCCCCCUGCCCUGCGGCACUCGCCCCGACGCCUCGCCCCUCUGGCUCCAGUGGCUGCCUCAGCCCCAGCUCCGGGCGCGCCCCCGGCGGCGCCGACGCCCCCAGCCCCGGCGGGCCCCUGCGCUCCCCGUCCUCCGUGCAGCCCGCGUCUCCUUGCACCAGUGGGGAGGCUGUGGCCCUCGCUGCUGCCUGCGAGCAGAAGCCCUGGUGGCCCUGGGCCCAGCCCCCCAAGCCCACUGGGCCCCUCAGCAGGAUUGGCACUGGGCCCGGCGUUAUGGGCUGCCUUACGUGGUGCGCGUGGAUCUGAGCCGCGUGGCUGCAGCCCUGCCUGCCACCCCCAUUCCCGCCCCUGUUGGGACCCCAGGCCCCACCCCCUUCCCGAAGCAGGCCCUCGCCUUUGCCCCCUUCAGCCCACCCAAGCGUCUGAGGCUGGUGGUCAGCCAUGGCUCCAUUGACCUGGACGUCAACGGUGACGGGCCAUGAGGAGCUGGACAGGGAGGCCGCAGGCCAGGAGAGCAAAAGGUCCCUCCUCGUCCUCCAUCCUCCCCAAGCCCCAGGUUCUCCAGGACUCACUGACCUCUAGAAGGAGCUGUUGGACCUCUGGGAGGGAGCUGGCCCUUGGCCCCAGCACAGUUCUGACCUGGGCUGAGUGGGUUUGGAGACACCCAGGGAUCUGACCCCUGACCUUUUGUGACUGCUGACCCCUGAGCCACCCCCACCCCCAGCAGCGUGUUCUGGUCCUGGCUGCCCUUCCCCAACUCCAGCCUCAGGACUACGGGAGCCAUUCCCUUCCCUACCCACCUCCUGUCCAGGGAGCAAAGCCAUAAGGGGUGGUGGCCACCCCAUGGCAUCUCCCCAGAAGCCCAGGCCUCAGGAGGAGUGAGACUCACCUAGGGGUGGCACUCCCUAGAGACUGUACUCUGGAGGGGAAUGGGCUUGCUUUCAGCUCUGUGACUGUCCGAGGUGGGGGCAAGGUGGGGGUUGUCUGGGACAUGCCCUCACCACCCCGUGGGUCUCAGGGAGGCCGGAUGCGACCUCAUCUUUCUCAUGGUGCUAUCCCUGGUGCUACUGGGGUGUGGGGGUCCCUCCCCUCCCUCACACCAGAAUGGGAUAUGUUGGGGGAUUGGAAGCACUUGAACUUUUUAUUUUAUUAAAACCUUGUUAUAAGCAGCA